Messenger RNA from Anopheles maculipalpis, 1923 nucleotides. Its product is annotated as cytosolic carboxypeptidase 6. The record is from RefSeq and is a predicted model, not a curated record. Bases 1 to 1923 code for a protein of 640 amino acids. Gene Ontology annotation, biological process: proteolysis. Gene Ontology annotation, molecular function: zinc ion binding; metallocarboxypeptidase activity. The transcript is spliced from 6 exons. Lineage: Eukaryota; Metazoa; Arthropoda; Insecta; Diptera; Culicidae.
AUGAAUCCGGAUGCGUGUGAUCCGCUUGCUCACACGAGCAUGUACCAACGGGCGGAAGAAGAUAGUGACGAUAGUGACGGUGAGGGAGGUCUAGGCAAUGUGAGCCGUGUGAUCGUUCGACCUCCAGGACACAGUGGCAAAGCGAAACGUGGCCACCUAUGCUUUGAUGCAGCGUUCGAAACCGGUAAUCUUGGCCGGGUCGAUCUGGUCGGCGAGUUCGAGUAUGAUCUAUUUCUCCGUCCGGACACGUGCAAUCCACGCUACCGGUUUUGGUUCAACUUUACGGUCGACAAUGUAAAGCAGGACCAGCGGGUUAUAUUCAACAUUGUCAACAUGAACAAGAGUCGCAAUCUGUUUAAGGAUGGCAUGACACCGCUGGUCAAAUCUACCAGCCGUCCAAAAUGGCAACGAUUGCCACGGUGUGAGGUGUUCUACUACAAAUCGCCUGUCCAUCAGAAUCACUACGUGUUGAGCUUUGCGUUCGGGUUCGACAAGGAGGAUGAGGUGUACCAGUUUGCGCUUACCUUCCCCUAUUCGUACUCCAAGAUGCAGGCGUACCUGAACGCGGUAGAACUUAAAUUUCCGGAAACCUUCGAACGAUCAUCGUUGGGCAUGAGUAUCCAAAACCGCAAACUGGAACUGAUCACGUUCGAUGACGUAAAGAAACCGGACAAGAUGGAGCCGAAAAAUGUGAUCCAUAUGGUCGUUAUAUUGGCCCGUAUACACCCGGGGGAGUCGCCGGCAUCGUACGUCGUGCAAGGAUUGAUCGAAUUUCUGGCCGCCGCUAGUCAACCGAUCGCGAAAGCAUUGCGCGAACACGUGGUGUUCAAGAUCGUACCGAUGCUCAAUCCGGACGGGGUAUUUCUGGGGAAUAACCGAUGCAAUGUGAUUGGGCACGAUCUGAACCGAUCGUGGAAUAAACUGUCCCAGUACACGCACCCAACCCUAUCGGCUGUGAUGAAGAUGCUGAAGGAGUACGAUAAUUCAAGUUGUUACCAGGUGGACUUUGUGAUCGAUAUCCAUGCGCAUUCGAGCCUAACCGGAACGUUCAUCUACGGCAGCACGUACGACAACGUGUACCGGUACGAGCGUCAUCUAGUGUUUCCGAAGCUGUUCGCUACCAAGUGUGAGGACUUUUGCCAGGAGCACAUGAUGUUCAAUGCGGACGAUCGCAAGUCUGGCACGGCUCGGCGAUACUUUGUCGAGGCGCUCAGCGAUAACGUUAACACGUACACGCUGGAGGUGUCGAUGUGCGGGUAUUUUCUAAACGGUACCAACAUUCUUACCCAGUACACGGAAGAUGGAUACAUGCGUAUCGGACGAAAUCUGGCCCGUACUUUUCUCGAGUAUUAUCGAUUCACCAACAUUCUUCCCAUUCCUCCGGUCGAUGAGCUAAGGCCCCGGAAAGGUGGUCGCCCAAGGACACACCGGCCACGUGCUCGCUCCAAAACACGCAGCGAGGUACGCGUACGACCCAAAACGACCCGUGCCUAUGCACCGAUCAGCUACACCGAUCUGUCCAUCUGUUACGAUAGUGCCACCUCGGACGAUGGUUCCCCAGUGCGGUACAUGUACGGACACGGUAAUGCCGGUUACGGUGGGUUCCGGAUGCGCCCGCACGUCCAUCAGGAUCAGUUUUCACUGUCCAACAUACAGGCGGCUCGGUUCAGCAAUCUCGACUUUACCAGCGACUUCCGGCUGAAGGUACCGAAAGCGAAAGGUGGCGCUACCACGCAAGAAUCGAAAAUGCCACCGAUCGAGAUGCUAAAUGUGCCACCGAAACCACACCUCACGAUCAUUGACUUUAAUCAGCUGACGCGCGGUGGCCUAGAGGAAGCAACCUCCAGCGGUAAACCGAUCGAGCGCGAAAAGGAAAAGAUCCGUCGGCAUACGUUCAAAUCGUCGUCUUCAAGGAAAGCGUAA